ACGUCCGACGCGACAGAAUCUUUCCAAACUCGCCAUCGCCUUUUCACGAACAUAACCGUAGAGUUCUGGAAACAACUGCUCGCAAUGCUCAUUGGGGUGCCAGCUACGAUCCCCCGCAAGAUUUAACCUCGUGCGUAUAUACCACUAUGCAAACGUAGAUUCGGUGUCAUGUCGCAAUCGGCUAUUUCACUCCUUACACAUUCUCGCAAUGUCUUCGAGCACAGUCGCGAGACGACAACUCCAGAGGAGAUUUCAGAGAAGUCAUCCAUCAAAGCCGCCCAUCUCGCCGAAGCGGCUUGCUCUGGCAAGCAAUGCUAGCAAACAUCAUUUUAUCAAUGUGGGGAAUGGUGAGACAAGCGAGAUACAGGCAGCUGAACACCGGAGACGCAAGAUACUCUAUGUGAAGCAUCAACCUAUACCCCAUAUGGAUCGCUUUUUGCAAUUUGGACACUCGUCAGUCGGUCGUGUUAUUAUCGACUUGUCAACCAUUCUGCGUACCUUCAAGCGGUACGUCAAAACCGCUCGCAUGUUUCCCUACAGAGCGGUGGGCUUGCCAAGCGCAAAAUCCACCGAAAACAAAAUUGCGUAUAUUGCUAGAGGUACGCGCUUGUUGAAGGGUGUUCUUGUCGCUGUAUUGCAAGUGAGGGCUGGCCAUUUUGCGAAAUUUAAACGUGACCAGCUGGCUUCCCAGUUCAGCGGCAAAACCACCGGAAGAAGCCACAAAAACCGCAAGCCGCAGCUAUGGACUGUUUUCACAGAUAAACUCUCGCCUUUGCUACGACGACCAAAUGGCCUCAGUCACAUUCACAGCCACCUACAUACCUGGCUUGAGGCGGGUAUUAUAUCUGCGAAGAGCCCAAGAGGCGACGUGGUUCCGCUAUGCAAGGUUCUGGGCCAUCCAGAGUACCGCGCUUUAAGGGAUUCAACAUACAUGUCAUUGCCCAUAGCACUAACGCAAGCAGCCGAGGGUAUCAUAGUAGAACUAAGCAUGGAGAGGGCACAGCGCCAAGCCGCUAUGACUGAGACAUGCCUUCUCGACAUGAAUGCUCGCGCGCUCAUAGUAACCUUGAGUCGCUUCAGACGAGAGGACGCGAGCAAGGAGAAUGUAUGCGCCAGGUUGCCCCUAUUCGAUCAAUACCUGACACAAGUAGUACGGCAACAGGAGCUAGGCGUUUAUGUUUCUGGUAAUCAUGCGACGCCCGUCCUUGUGAAAGAAACUCAGGAGAAAUUGCAAAAGAUUUGGAGCUCCCUGAAUCCAUGGGAGCAACAAGACAGAAACUUCGAGGAGGCAUACGAGAAGCAAGUCAACAAAUUGCCGCUGCGAUUGGCGGAGCACGAGAAAUGGCUGGAGCAAGAGAAACUUCGGCAGCGAAAGGAAUUUCGGGAGCUACAGAGACUUAAGUUGAAAGAGAAAAAGAAACGUCGGGAGGAAAGAAAACUUCGGGAGCAAGAGAAACUUCGGGAGCAAGAGAAACUUCGGGAGCGAGAGAAACUUCGGGAGCGACUGUCGCAAACCAUCAAGACUCGGCGAAAGAAGGACUGGCCCCAGAAUAAUAAUCGGAUGCAAAGCUUAGGUAAGCGGGUUCUCACUGGGAAUAGAAUUGGUUGGUUUUGAUCCAACCUGAGAUAUUGAAUUUGGCAUCUGUAAGAUUUGACGUGCUCCUAUGUGUAUAUCAGAGCAAACCAGCCAGGAGUGACUUAAAUAUAAAAUGAAACAAAACGCCAUCGACUGCCAUGGAACCAGACAUGAGUGAUUCGCUUGCUGUCGA
This is a messenger RNA of Truncatella angustata, 1769 nucleotides long. RefSeq lists its product as uncharacterized. NCBI's taxonomy places the organism in Eukaryota, Fungi, Ascomycota, Sordariomycetes, Amphisphaeriales, Sporocadaceae. The transcript has a single exon. The record is from RefSeq and is a predicted model, not a curated record. Bases 209 to 1615 code for a protein of 468 amino acids.